AUGACUGAAAAUGUGACUGGUGGCUUUACCAUCGCCAACUCAUUGCAGCGCUACAGGCCAUUUUCAGAUGGCUGGCCUGCUGACCGUUGCAAACCUCCACUUAUUAAGAAUGUGGGCUCGGAGAACCUCCCAGAAGUAACGGUCGCAGAAAGCCAACUAGCUGUACGCAAACUCAAAAAUGAGCGAGCGCCAGGGGAACACAACGUAAUCCCAGAAAUGCAUAAGGCUGCUCGCGACAAACUCUACUCAGCUCUUGCAACCCUUUUCACAAAGUGUUUAAUCGAAGGUGCGGUCCCUUCUUCAUGGAACAACGCCAUUAUGAAACUGAUACGCAAAAAAGGGGUUCUGAAGAAACUGGAUAAUUAUCGGCCUAUCAGUCUUCUCUCGCAUAAUUUACAAGCUCUUUAG
Pieris macdunnoughi is the source of this 408-nucleotide messenger RNA. NCBI's taxonomy places the organism in Eukaryota, Metazoa, Arthropoda, Insecta, Lepidoptera, Pieridae. The record is from the annotation of a GenBank genome assembly.